UUCCGGUUCCGGUGGGGUUGGUGGCUCUGCCUGCCGGGCAGGUGUCGGUGGUGCGGGGAGACCCGGGAUGGGGCAUUAAAGCGGCGGUUCCGCUCGCGCUCUGGACUCGUGAGCGGUGGUGGCGGCUGUGGGAGGCGCGGACCGAAGGGCGGCUGCUGCUGCUGCUGCAGGAGACUAGACCUUACUUCCUUUUGAUCAACUCCUUUUAAAGCAGCAUCUCAUCAUGGCUGAACUGUCACCUGAAGAAAUUCAAUUGAGGGCCCACCAAGUCACUGAUGAGUCUUUGGAAAGCACAAGGAGGAUUCUUGGCCUGGCUGUUGAGUCCCAGGAUGCAGGAAUCAAGACGAUCACCAUGCUGGAUGAACAAGGAGAACAACUAACCCGUAUAGAAGAAGGCAUGGACCAAAUAAACAAGGACAUGAAAGAAGCUGAAAAGACCUUGACAGAGCUCAACAAGUGUUGUGGCCUCUGUGUCUGUCCUUGCAACAGAACAAAGAACUUUGAGUCUGGUAAGGCAUACAAGUCAACCUGGGGUGAUGGUGUGGAGAACUCAACAGACCGUGUUGUAGCCAGCCAGCCAGGACGUGUAAUAAAUAAUCAGCCACAGACCACUGGAGGAGCAAGUGGGGGAUAUAUUACACGGAUAACAAACGAUGCCAGAGAGGAUGAGAUGGAUGAAAAUCUUGCUCAGGUGGGAAGUAUCCUGGGGAACUUGAAAAACCUGGCUUUGGAUAUGGGCAAUGAGAUUGAUUCACAAAACAAGAAAAUAGACCGGAUAAAUGAGAAGGCGGAUACCAACAAAGAUCGUAUUGAGCAAGCCAAUGUCCGAGCCAAGAAACUCAUUGAUAGUUAAUGAGCGUUCUGCCAUUGUCCAGUGUCUUUCUCCAGCUGCAAGUCACCAUUUUUAUAUCUGUGAAAUUUUCUGUAUUUCAAAACAGGGGUAGCGGAGUCGGGAAGCGAGUGCAGCAGGUUGCUUUUUAUAGUACUUGUUUUCCUAUCCUUGUGUGCAGAUUUUGCUUUGACUCCAUCAGAGCAGCAACAGAGCUCCUAAUCAUCUGCCCUACCUUCUUAAACCUGCUCAGGGCUUAGUUUUACAGCUUUGAGAAUGUUCUUUCUCUUUCUCCCUCACAACACAAAGUAUUCUAUUAAAAUGGAAUAAACAGGGUGGUAUAAUUGUGGAAAGGUUGGAGAGGAGACUUUACAAAUUUUGGGGUUUUUUAAUUACUUCACUUAGAGUUGUGCGUUCUCACUAAAAUAGGAACUCGGUGAUGCUUAUUACCUGUAUUUCUUAGUUUAGCAGGAUAACCAUAGUUUUACGGACACUUAAUUUAAUUUCCAAUACAUAUAUGAAAUCCAUAUAUAAACUACCAAAUUUAAGAAGUUCUGGCUCACUGGCUACUUGUGGGUUGAGGGCUUUAAAACAAUACACACUGUAAUUUGAAGGAAAUGGGGGGAGGGGGGAACACAUGCAUUUUCAUUCUUUGAAUGUGAAGUGAUGUUGAUGUAGAGACUGUGGUUAACAAAUUAUGCUGCAUUUUCUGGUAAUACUUGUAUUGUGUAUAUAAUUGAUUUUUAAACACCAUGCACCUAUUUUACUGUUGAACAGAAGAAAAUAACUCGGUUCCCAUAUUUAUGCAAUGGAAAAGAUUUUAUAUCAAGCUUCUAAAUAUUUCCUUUAAAAGUAGGCUCAACAAAGCUUUAGAUAAAAAUGUAAGAUUAAUUGAAAACUUAAGUCUCCAGAAAAACAUCAGACAGACUCUGAAUCUGAUCACCUAUAGUAAGCAUGCAAAUUUCCCAUCUGGAUUCCAUAUCAAAUUCAACCUUUGUCAGUUCUCCCUGGAAUUUGGGUUGUGCCUUUCUCCACUGCAGUACCACAAAUCUCACCAAGUUCUGUUCUCCCACCGUGUGUUAGGGGCAGCUUUUUUAAACCUCUGAAUGGAUGUUAAAUAACGAAUGAGGGAGAACAAAUUUCUUCACACAUUUGAGUACAGUUUUUCUCAGUCUUUUAGUUUUUAAACCAUGUAUACACCAUAAUUCACCCUCUAUUCUGCAUGAUACUUCUGAACUAUGCAUGUGCUACUUUCCCACCUAAUCUGAAUUUAAAUUAAGAUGUAUACCAGAUAACUUUUUGAAUAAGUGGACAGCAGCUAUGUUUCAUGAAGUUAAAUUUUUGCUUGGCAACAUGUCACAAUAAGUAGAACAUUUAAAAUACUAUCUUGCUAUAAUGAAUGCUUCAUAUGAAGGAACUACUUCUGUUCCUCCCUUCUUACCCUGUUCUGGGAAUAAGAUGCUUGCUCUAUCUUUACUAUAAUCAGUUUAUGUAAUGUAAAAUGUUCCAAAUCCAAGUUGUUUGUGGUGGUAAUGCUGAGGUUCCUACUCAUAAUGGCGAAUACCCCAAUCAGCUAGAAUCAAAAAACAAAAUUGUUCACAGGGAAAAUGGAUGUGGAUUCAUGUUUUGUCUUCCAAUAAACUUAGCCAAUCUUA
Messenger RNA from Malaclemys terrapin pileata, 2484 nucleotides. It is a transcript of the gene SNAP23, whose product is annotated as synaptosome associated protein 23. Bases 224 to 853 code for a protein of 209 amino acids. Gene Ontology annotation, molecular function: syntaxin-1 binding; SNAP receptor activity. Gene Ontology annotation, cellular component: synaptobrevin 2-SNAP-25-syntaxin-1a-complexin I complex; plasma membrane. The record is from RefSeq and is a predicted model, not a curated record. The transcript is spliced from 8 exons. Lineage: Eukaryota; Metazoa; Chordata; Testudines; Emydidae. Gene Ontology annotation, biological process: synaptic vesicle priming; synaptic vesicle fusion to presynaptic active zone membrane; exocytosis.